AUGGUGAUUCGAGAUCCCUUCAAUAUCCACAAAAAAGGUUCGGCCGUCUCGAUUCUGCGUGCUACUGCCACCCGUGCAGCAAUCGGGAUAACCGAAAAGGCGGUUGAGGCGGGCAUAAACGCAAUAGAGCAGGGCAAGAAAACAGCCGAAGAUAUGGCCUUCCAGCUCCCUAAAAACAUGCCCUCUUUCUCCAACCCGCAAAGGGCCCUUGAAGAUCAGAACUGGGGCACGGGUUCUGCCUCGUCUUUAUCCUCACGCUUCGGCGCAAAAUCCCAGACCCUCCCAAUGUACAAAGACAAGCCAUAUGCCUACCCGCCCUCGCAGCGGUCGCGCGCCAUAUGGCUGCGGAAGCGAGUCGCCGCCAUCAUCUUCCUAGUCAUUACCAUCCUCUACUACCUGGGCGCGUUCACCUCGAGUCACGACACCCAUUCCAAGCGGCCCUCCUGGACCUGGCUCAAGGGCUCCGAAAACGAGAACAAGGUCGACUGGUCCAAGAGGAGGGAGCGCGUGGUGGAGGCCUUCGAGCUAAGCUGGGAUGCCUACCAUCGAUAUGCUUGGGGCUAUGAUGAGUUUCACCCCAUCUCCAAGAAAGGCAAACAGAUGGCCCCCCACGGCAUGGGCUGGAUCAUCGUCGACGCUGUGGACACUAUGAUGAUUAUGAACCUGACAUCGCGGGUCACGCAGGCGAGGGAAUGGAUCUCCAACUCACUGUCCUACGAUCAGGACCAGGAUGUCAACACCUUUGAAACCACCAUUCGAAUGAUCGGUGGCUUGCUCUCGGCCCACUAUCUCUCCAACGAAUUCCCCCAGUUGGCUCCCCAAACAGAUGACGACCCCGGUGCUCCUGGCGAGGAUCUCUACCUGGAGAAGGCAAAGGAUCUUGCAGACCGCGUUAUCGCCGCUUUCGACAGCGAGUCUGGAAUUCCUUAUGCCAGUGUCAACCUGGCAAAACUUGAGGGUAUUGCGGCCCACGAUAUGGGAGGAGCUUCUUCGACAGCUGAGGCCACGACACUGCAGCUUGAGUUCAAAUAUCUUGCCAAGCUGACAGGGGAAAAGGAUUUCUGGGACAAAGCCGAGAAAGUCAUGCAAGUGGUGGACGACAAUGGCGCCCAGGGCGGCUUGGUCCCCAUCUACAUCAACGCUGAUUCUGGUCAUUUCAGUGGAAACAACAUCCGGCUGGGAAGCCGAGGAGAUUCUUACUACGAGUAUCUCAUCAAGCAGUACCUUCAGACGGAGAAGGCGGAGCCCAUCUAUUUGGAUAUGUGGAAGGAUACCAUGAAGGGUAUCCGUCAGCAUCUAAUAACUUAUACAGAACCUUCGGGCUAUACCAUCAUUGGCGAGCGUCCAAGUGGUCUGAACGGAAAUCUAUCGCCAAAGAUGGACCAUCUGGUCUGCUUCAUGCCUGGCACCAUCGCCUUGGCUGCGACGGGUGGCUUAACGGAAGCUGAGGCGAAGAAGCUCCCCACGUGGACUAAGCAGGACGAGGCAGAUAUGAAGCUCGCAAGAGAACUCAUGCAAACCUGUUGGGGCAUGUACAAGUGGAUGGCGACGGGCCUGGCCGCAGAAAUCACCUACUUCAACAUCGCAGACCCGCCGGCAGCCUACGACGAGUCUCAUGAGUCACCUCGUGAUGAUUUCGAUUCGGAUCCGCAUGCUACCUGGCGCAAAGAUUUUGAUGUCCACGCCAUGGAUCGCCACAACCUGCAGAGGCCGGAGACAGUCGAGUCACUAUUUUACAUGUGGCGGAUAACUGGGGAGCAAAAGUACCGAGACUGGGGCUGGGACAUGUUCAAAUCUUUCAUGAACUAUACCGCAGUCGAGGAGGGCGGUGGCUUUACCAGUUUGUCCAAUGCCAAUGAGAUCCCGCCCGCUACCAAGGACAAUAUGGAAAGCUUUUGGCUGGCCGAGACAUUGAAGUACUUCUAUCUCCUCUUCUCGCCCAAUGAUCUGCUUCCUCUGGACAAGGUUGUCAUCAAUACGGAGGCUCAUCCUCUUCCGCGAUUCCAGAUGGGUCAGCUUUUCUCGACAGGCUGGCAACGGAAGCCGAGAGGCGCCGAUGGCAAAAUCAUUAAGCCAUCUCACAAAGAAACGUAA
Messenger RNA from Truncatella angustata, 2094 nucleotides. Its product is annotated as family 47 glycosyl hydrolase. Gene Ontology annotation, biological process: N-glycan processing; carbohydrate metabolic process. Lineage: Eukaryota; Fungi; Ascomycota; Sordariomycetes; Amphisphaeriales; Sporocadaceae. The transcript has 3 exons. The record is from RefSeq and is a predicted model, not a curated record. Gene Ontology annotation, cellular component: endoplasmic reticulum; membrane. Bases 1 to 2094 code for a protein of 697 amino acids. Gene Ontology annotation, molecular function: calcium ion binding; mannosyl-oligosaccharide 1,2-alpha-mannosidase activity.